AUCUUGGAAUGUGCGAAGAAGAAGAAUCGAACAAAAAGCAAGCGAAAAAUCUUUAAGCGUAUUUAUUUAAAUGUAUAAAUUGCAUAAAUCUAUAUAUUUAUUAAGGCCAAGCACAUCAAUUUAAUGCUCUACUUAACAAUAUCAAAGAAAUCCCAGCAUAGCUGCCACGUAGCGUUUGCCCAAUAAGGCUGAGCCACACAAAAAAUCGAAAUCUCCGACGGCCCGAAGAAGACGCUAAGUUUCUGGCCAGGCACAGAGCAGAAGCAGAGCAGCAGAUUUGUUUUAUUUGCGGGGCAGGUGAUAUAACAAAAUAUACUCGCCACAGUUCGAAGCGGACUAUGUCUGUCUAUUUGCGCCAGCAGAAACCACAAGAGCACACAUAGCCAUGGCUGCGACGAGAAAAUUGCAAGGCGAAAUUGAUCGAUGUUUAAAAAAGGUAGCUGAGGGUGUGGAGACGUUCGAGGAUAUUUGGAAAAAGGUACACAAUGCUACAAACACCAACCAGAAGCAAAAGCAUCUGCAGGAGAAGUAUGAGGCAGAUCUCAAAAAAGAAAUUAAAAAACUGCAGAGAUUACGAGAUCAAAUUAAAUCAUGGAUUGCGUCUGCCGAGAUCAAAGAUAAAAGCGCGCUGCUCGAGAAUCGAAGGCUUAUUGAAACGCAAAUGGAACGAUUCAAAGUCGUGGAACGUGAGACAAAAACAAAAGCGUAUUCCAAGGAAGGUUUGGGUGCCGCACAAAAAAUGGAUCCAGCGCAACGGAUUAAGGAUCAUGCGCGCAAUUGGUUAACCAGCUCAAUUAGUACACUGCAAAUACAAAUUGAUCAGUAUGAGAGCGAGAUUGAAUCGCUGCUGGCGGGCAAAAAGAAACGUCUCGAUCGCGAUAAACAGGAGCGGAUGGAUGAUUUGCGCAGCAAACUCGAUCGACAUAAAUUCCACAUAACCAAAUUGGAAACGUUGCUGCGAUUGCUGGACAACGAUGGCGUCGAAGCAGAUCAAGUGAACAAAAUCAAGGAUGAUGUCGAAUACUAUAUCGAUUCAUCGCAAGAGCCCGAUUUUGAGGAGAAUGAGUUCAUCUAUGACGAUAUCAUUGGACUCGACGAGGUCGAGUUGAGCGGCACAGCAACAACGGAUAGCAACAAUAGCAACGAAACGAGCGGUUCACCGAGCAGUGUCACAUCAGGCGGCAGUCCACCACAAUCGCCAGUCACAGUGCAGCAGGUGCUGCCUUCCUCCUCAUCAUCAAUAGCACAGGCGGCGACGACAGCGGGUGGCAGCAGCAGUAGCAGUGGCGCGGGCGGUCCGGGUGGCACUAGCGCAGCAAGUGCAGCGCAAUUCCAGCAUAUGCAGGCUGCAGCAGCAGCGGCGGCGGCAGCAGCAGCGACACAGCAGCAAUCGAAUGGUAACAAUGUGGGAUAUGCGAGUGACACAAGCGCUGCAUCAUCCUCAGCGACAACGUCCACAGAGGCGACAACGGGCGGCGGCAGCGAGAAGCGUAACAAAAGCAGCGAGAGCAGCGGCAACAGCAGCAAAGCUAAGCAGCAACCUCAGCAGCCGAUCAAGCCGACACCAGUGCGUGCAACAUCUAAAACGCCUGCGGGUAGUGAUACUCCAGUCAAUAAGAUUAUCAGCUCAACGCCCAGCAAAAACCAGCAGCAACAGCUUCCUACGGCCGCCUCCAUAUUGGCGUCAAGCGGGACGCAAAAUAACAACAACAGCAGUAGCAGUAGCAGCAGUAAUGUUGUUGCCAGUGGUCACAAUCCUGCCGUGCAGCCACACGCUCCAACGCCUGGUCUAAAUGCCGCCAAUGUUGCCGCCGCUUCCGCCAGCACAGCAACAGCAGCAGCGGCCGCCGCUGCGGCAGCAGCAGCGAGUAAUAGCAGCAGCAACAGUAGCAACAACAUUCAAGGCCAAUCUGUGAUUCAAGCGACACCAACAAUUGCAUUUGCAGCGGUGGCUAAACACAACACAUCACUACUGGAAAACGGACCUGUGCUGCAGCAACAACAGGCAACAGCUCCCACGGUGGCUGCCAUUGUGAGCGCCAGCGCACAGGCACAACAGCAGCAACAACAACAACAGCAGGCGACGCAAUUAUCCAAUCUUCAAACGAAUUCCUCACAUAUGCAAAACGGACUGCCUGUCUCGCUCAGCAGCAGCAGCAGUGGUAGCAGCAACAGCAGCAGCGGCAACAACAACAACAAUAAUAGCAGUGCUGUCGAUGCGAUUUCAUUGAAAACCAUGGCACAGGAAGCCAUUAAUCGAUCCGUGAUCGAACCCAAUUCCCUAAAUCAACAGCAAGCCACUAACAUAGACACGAGACAGCAGCAGCAACAAGCAGCGCAGCAAUCGCUGUUACAACAGCAUUUCAGCACCGAUACAACUGCCAACCAACAACAGCAACAACAACAGCAGCAGCAGCAACAGCUUCAACAACAGCAAGCAACAGCCGCAGCAGCGCAACAACAACAGCAAAAUGCAGCGGCGGCAGCAGCAGCAGUUGCAGCAAUUGGUACAAUCGUUGCGGCAGCAAGCAAUGGUCCCACAGCGGGCAGUGGACUCAUGAAUCUGGCAAAUGCUGCCGGUCAGCCGAACAGUGGUAGUGGCGGUGGUGUCGUUGUCCCAACUAAUGCCAAGACGCAUACACCGCAGCAGCAACAACAACAGCAGCAGCAACAACAACAACAGCAACAGCAAAUUGCAACAACAGAGGCGCACAUACCACCGCUGUUAGGCGUGACGCCGCUGGGUCCGACGCCGCUGCAGAAAGAGCAUCAGGUGCAAUUCCAGAUGAUGGAAGCCGCAUUUUAUCACCUGCCACAGCCCAUUGACACCGAGAAACUGCAAACGUAUUUUCAUCGCUACCCGGUGCAAACGCCAGCGCACUAUCCACAGGUGAGUCAGGCACAGCUGCCCAUCUACGAUACCGUUGAAUUCUAUCAGCGGCUCUCCACGGAGACACUGUUCUUUGUAUUCUACUACAUGGAGGGCUCCAAGGCGCAAUAUCUGGCCGCUAAGGCGCUUAAAAAGCAGAGUUGGCGCUUCCACACCAAGUACAUGAUGUGGUUUCAGAGGCACGAGGAGCCCAAGAUUAUCAACGAUGAUUACGAACAGGGUACGUACAUCUACUUUGAUUACGAGAAAUGGAGUCAGCGCAAGAAGGAGGGCUUCACCUUUGAAUACAAGUACUUAGAAGACAAGGAGCUGAAUUGAAUACUGCGUUGUUGUGAUGCGAAUGCGAAUGCGUCGUCGGCUGUCCACAGAGAACUCCCAAAAUCCAUAGCAACAUCAACAUUUACACACAAUCAACAACAACAACUACAAUAAAAAAAAUCAAUAGCAUAUACAAUAAUCAUAAAUCUACGUACAUACCUACACACACACACACGCACACACACAUAACCACUCACUCACACACACAAUUACAGAAAAGCGCGCCGUAUGCAUAAGUCAAAAGAAGGGAAGUAAUGAAGUAUAAUUCUUGUUCGGAAAAUGCAUGUAAAAACAUAUGCUUUUUUAUAUAAAUGUUUAAUUGUUUAUUAUUUUUUUUUUAAAUUACUUUCCUAUACAAUUUAAAAAUUGAAAAACAAACAAAACGAAAUCUACAAGAAAAAACAAACAGAAACUUAAUUUAAAUUGAAACUAUAAAAAAGUUAUGUAAAAUGUGUGCGACAAAUUUGAAAUUUCUGGCAAUCGCCCCCG
Drosophila nasuta is the source of this 3697-nucleotide messenger RNA. RefSeq names its product CCR4-associated factor Not3 (gene Not3). The record is from RefSeq and is a predicted model, not a curated record. Gene Ontology annotation, cellular component: CCR4-NOT core complex; nucleus. NCBI's taxonomy places the organism in Eukaryota, Metazoa, Arthropoda, Insecta, Diptera, Drosophilidae. The transcript has 11 exons. Gene Ontology annotation, biological process: regulation of DNA-templated transcription. The coding region runs from base 386 to 3208 and encodes 940 amino acids.